AUGGAGACCCAGGACGAUAGCAUCGACCUCGCAAAGUUGCAACGCGACGCGUUGGGGCUAGAGCACGAUCCAUCUCAGCCGUACCUUUCAAGAUCUGCAAAAAUAGGUAACAAGCCGAAUCACACACUUUGUUACACAUACCACACAGUCGACAGUGCUUCCAAUGGUGACGGAGUGUGCACCGGCCAACACCCUCCGAAAACACCAUUGAACCCCGCGAGCCUUCUGCACCAGCACCAACCCCCUCUGUCUCGACCUCGGCAACAUGAACCACGCCCAAUAAUGUCUAGUAAGGGUGGCAAUGAACCGGGAAUUGUACCAGGAUCGCAAUUCGGCAACAUGAGCUCCGCAGAGGCUCCUGGGGAUACCCAGGUCGUCUCGCAGUCAGUGUACGACAGUAUUAUCAGACAAAAUGGAGAGUCUAUGCAACAAGGUUAUUCACAAACAGGGGCCGAUGGAGCGACAUUGAGGACGUUGAACGAGGGCGACAGCGGCCAUAUCGACCUCCUUUCCGAAUUGGACGCGGCGCACCACGGAACGAAGCUCUCCCAAGACGAUGAUGAUAACGACGACGAGAGCACAUUCGAUCCAAACGAGUCUUCUCCGAUGGGCUAUGCACCGGAUCUCUUCCCCGAAUCGCAACGCUUCCUAGCAGAAACACCCGGAACGGCAAUGAAAAAGAAUGAGGCAAAGGGUGGGGCGAUGGAGACCCCGAGCAUCUCGCGGAAUCCCCUGGCUAGUGGCAUCGAGUCAAGUGGCGGUCUUCUUGGUCUGAGCCAGGUUUUCGGGGCUACCCAGGUCCCGUCGUCUCCAAUUGUCCACGGCCUGCAGACGGAGCUUGUAUCGGAUCGUCCGUCGCCCAAUAUCCCGAUUCAACCCGCUCGUGUUAUCAAUGGUAUUUCGUCGCCGUUGAUGGGCUUGCCGGUUCAGUUCGUGAGGGAAUCAUCCGAACCGAACAUGAACUAUAUAUCGAUGAAGGAAUCGCAGACAAAGCGCGAUAGGACUUUAGGGGAGAGGUUGACUCGAUCGGCCGACAAUAUCCAGUCGGAUCAGAGUGACAAAGAAUUCUAUAAAGAGUCGAGCUUUAUAGAGCGUGCACGACGACAGCGAGAAAUCGACGAGGAAGCCGCGGCUCAGUUCGCGGGGCUGAGUGCUCCUGCCAGACCUACAUCCAAUCUCUCCGCUAGACUACGGACUUCUCCCAAGCAGGCAGGUGAACGCCAAGACCAGGAAAUGAUAGAAGCUGUUGCCAGUGAGGAAGAAACCGAACAAGAAGAAGAUAUGCAAGUGCCCAGGUCACAAGAGCUUCCUCAAUCUUCAGCCGAAGAAGACAAAGAGAAUUAUCACGGACCUCCUAUGGAUGCCGCUGCCGCCGCCGCUGCCACCAGUGCCCACGACCGGCUGUCUCAGGUACUUGGAUUUGAGUCGGUCCCCUCCCCAUCACACGUGGGAGUAGACGAGGAACUGAAGGAUGGGAUAGUUCACGGAGGCUCCUUCGGCUCCCACAAUGGUGGCCAGCCGAACGGUCUUAUGCGUUCUUCCCAGGCCAUGGUGAAAGACUCUCAACCAUCACCUCCAUCAUCACCAAAACCCACAGAAACCGACAAUACUAGGAACAUUACUCAUCGCUCGCCUUCGCCUUCUCAUGUGAAUUCUCCCGCACGAGACCGUCUUCAGUUCUCCUCUCCCUGCUCGCGACCACGAUCAAGACAUUCGAACAACAAUGCCCAGAGAAAUGGCUCCGUCUCAAAUGAGUCUGCCAUUCACCCUGUUCAGAAUGCAUCCCUUAACGAGGAUAUACAAACACACUCUAGCAACCUCUCGGAGCAGCAAUAUAUAAACUCGUCUCAUUCCAGAGUGGAAGCGGGAACUGCGGGCAACUCAUCAUCGAUGCCAUCCCGUGUGGCUGAGACACCUAUGAAUCAACGUCUUAAGCAUAUCGGUGAUAUGGCUCGAUUGACGAGUAUCCCAGAGACAAGUCCCAGUCACUCCCAAUGCAAUUCCGAGGCGGAGUCCAAUGGCGAUGGACUGAACAACGAAGACGACGAUCUUCCACCCAUGUUUGGUGAAGUCCCCAGUAUUCGAAAUAAUCAUAUCCGCCCAGCCGGGGCAAGGGCACUCUCUUCACCUCUAAAAAGACUGCUGUCAAGUCCAGGCGGAGGCCAGCGUAGGGCUUUGACUGAAAUUGCGGCAGAUCUUUCGCCGCAGGUUGGGACAGGAGGACUUGAUAUGGGAAUUGGGAUCUUUACAACUGAGGAUCAAGAGUUCAGAGCCUUGAUCGAUGGAUCACCGACUCGACCGAAGAAGAAGCGGCGUGGCAAUAAUGGCUCAAGUUACAUCGCCUCUGACCCUAUCAUACCUCUCACCCCUCGCACACAGCCCCCAAAAUCCGUUGCACCCAUUCGGGCAACACAAGAACGACCAGCUGCUAUUCCUGCGGAUGCGGAUGACGCGCCUUUGGUGCAACUCCCCGAGAAAUCCGUGCGAAGGCAAUCAAAACCCCCCCGACGAGCUCCCGAGAAUGUUUGGGAAAUCGAGGGAUCGCCUGAACAACCCUUCCGCCGGAGAUCAAGAAUUGGCAAGACGGCUGUCUCGAUGUCUACGCAAGACAAGCAUGUUCCAGAAAAGAGCUCCAGACUUACCGCGAAAUCAGCGUCCCCACCAAAGGUUAUAGUUCAUAAGCGACCACCACCUCCAUCAUCGGAACUCACUGAGGUUUCAUCAACAAUUGCCUCGGAUGAUAUCAUUGAGUCAGAGGCGAACAGUGUCGAUGACUCCCCUACCACGCCUCGACCAUCUCAGACUUUGUCGGAGAACACCGUGGUCGCUCCAAGUCAGGUCCUUUCUGUCUGGAUGGGCCAUAAACGGGCAUACUACCCAGCGACAUGCUUUGGAACACCACUGGGCGUAUCGCAGGUUAAAUACUCCGUGAAAUUUGAGGACAGUCCUCCUGUCGAGGUGCCGAAGGGUGCCGUUAAGAGAUUUGAGCUUCGUGUCGGAGACGCUGUCAAAAUUGAGAUGGAUAAUGUUCCAAAAGUCACUCAUAUCAUCCGCGGAUUCGAUGACAAGCUCACUAGAGAACAGCUGGCUAAAGCCGCCGACGAUGGCCUUUAUCCCAUAACCGACAUUUACGGUCAUACUACUGUCAUAGUCGGUCCCAAGCAACGCAAAAGCCUGCCAAAUGGUGGGAUUGGCAACAGCGAGAAUGUGAUCAAAGUGCCUAUUGCUCGUGUCUAUCUUGAUACUAUCCUGUGGAAUCAACUCAAAGAUCGGAUGUUCACAUAUCGCCCGGCACCUGUUCAACAAGAGAGCACGGUCCAUACCCCAUCCGAAAGGUCAUCAGCGCCUGCUUCUCCCAGUUCUCGCUUGUCCCGCAGCAUUCACCAAGGCAGUGGGAUUUUCGCCGGGAUGGUAUUUGCCGUCUCUUACAAGGAGGACGAAGCAUCUAAAAAUCGUGUGACCAGGCUGAUAAUUGAGAAUGGCGGCACUGUAUUACAUGAUGGAUUUACUGAAUUGUUCGAGGCUUCGUCAAUUGUUCCUGUUGAUACUCCCACCAAAGGUGGAGCCAACGAUUCAGACCUCAACAACAAGGGUCUCCGUCUUACAGCUCUUGCUGAUGAAGUUGGCUUUGCCUGCUUAAUUGCCGAUACCCAUUCUCGGCGAGAAAAAUACAUGCAAGCGCUGGCAUUGAACCUCCCAUGUCUGGCCGGGCGGUGGGUAGAGGACUGUAUCGCCCAGGGUCGCGUCCUCGACUGGGACAUUUACCUCCUUCCAGCCGGAGACUCAAUGUAUCUCAACGGAGCGACAAAAUCCAGAGUCAUGGCUCCCAACCCUCCAUCCACAGCCCGCCUCUCUAAAACCAUCUCCGCACGAACAAAGUUGCUCGCAGGGCAAUCAGUGCUCCUUGUCAUGGGCCGUGGAAAGGUAGAGGAAAAGAGGAAAGCCUACAUCUUUCUGACUUACGCCCUAGGGGCUUCCCGGGUUGAGCGUGUCCCUGAUCUCGGCACGGCCAGGGCGUUGAUAGACUCACAGUCUGAUGCUGGUCUGUCGACUAACUGGGACUGGAUCUAUGUUGAUGAUGCAGAUCAAGCUGCUGCAAAGUCGAUGUUGACACCCAACCCGAAGAUGCAGAGAAUUCACUUGUUCCAUGGGAAGAAGCGUAAGUCGAUUGCGUCGUCCACUCCUACGCCGCCUAAUGAGCUGAAAUGCACUGCGAGGGUUGUUGGUAAUGAGUUUGUUUGUCAGAGUUUGAUUUUAGGGCGCUUGUUUGAGGAGUGA
This is a messenger RNA of Penicillium egyptiacum, 4278 nucleotides long. Lineage: Eukaryota; Fungi; Ascomycota; Eurotiomycetes; Eurotiales; Aspergillaceae. The record is from the annotation of a GenBank genome assembly.